AAGACAAUAAGCAUAAGCAACAAGAAAGAAAAUGGCUUACUCCAAAAAGCAUUCAUUCCUCCGGAUUUCAACUCUCCUCAUGGUUCUCCACUUCUCCUCUGCAAAAGCUGCCAUUAAAGGUGGCUAUUGGUAUUCUGACAGUGGCCUUGCAGUUUCUGACAUUAAUCCAUCUUAUUUCACUCACUUGUUCUGUGCAUUUGCUGACCUUGAUCCUAAUUCCAACCAAGUCACCAUUUCUUCUGCACACGCAGCUAGUUUCUCAACUUUCACUCAAACCAUACAAGCAAAGAGUAGUUCAGUGAAAACCCUUUUAUCAAUUGGUGGUGGAGGUGGUUCUGCUUUGGCAGCACAAUUUGCUAAAAUGGCUAGCCAAGCCAGUAGUCGCAAAUCGUUCAUAGACUCUUCAAUCAAACUAGCUAGAGAUAACAACUUCAAUGGCCUUGAUCUUGAUUGGGAGUACCCGUCGUCCAACACGGACAUGACCAACUUCGGUUCACUCAUCAAAGAGUGGAGAGCUGCUGUGGCCGCAGAGGCUAGCAGUUCUGGCAAGCCAGCACUGUUGUUAUCAGCUGCAGUGGGUGGCUCUGACCAGAUAACCCCAUUGCAGUACUACCCAGGUCAAGAUAUUGCAAACAACUUGGACUGGGUCAAUGUAAUGACUUAUGACCUUUUCACCUCAGAUGGGUAUCCAACCACGACACAGCCACCUGCUCCUUUGAAAAACCCUACUGGCCAAUUCAGUGUAGAUGAAGGUAUCACAAAAUGGAUUGGGUUAGGAGUACCAAAAAGCAAACUAGCACUGGGUUUACCCUUCUAUGGUUACAAGUGGAGUUUGUCAGAUCCUAACAUCCAUGGAUUGUUUUCAAAAGCUAAUCAGGGACUUGGGGCAGUGAAGUACAAGGAUAUAAAAAAUGCUGGUCCCCAGAUUGUGUAUAAUUCCACAUAUGUUACUAAUUACGGCUUCAAAGGGACAGACUGGUAUGGAUACGAUGACACUCAGAGUAUAUCUGCCAAGGUUUCUUAUGCCAAGCAAAAUGGAUUGUUUGGAUAUUUUUCUUGGCAUAUUGAACAAGACAGCAACUGGGCUCUUUCUCAAGUAGCGUCUCAAGCAUGGGGAACCUAGUAAUGGAUUGUAGGCAGAGUCCUAUGCUGCAAAGGGAGCAAAGGUUGAAGGUUAUCUACAUUAUAAUAAUAAAAGUUAUACCGUUUCUACCUCCCAUGUAAUAAUAAAAAAUAAACAAAUGCUAACAAGGGUCCUUGGUGCACUUUUAAAUAUCUAAAUUUAGAAAUUUUCUUCUAUUAAAAAUAUAUUGAAAGUUGUGCAUUAAAUUUCUUAUAACUUAAAAUUUGAUUGUUUUUAAUGUAAAAUUUCUACUUUUUGAUUCCUUAAGAGUGUCAUUAGAACACUAGUUAGUAUGACCUUAAAAAAUAAAAUGAGAUAUUAAAGGAUCUUUAGUGACAAAAAA
This is a messenger RNA of Cicer arietinum (chickpea), 1466 nucleotides long. RefSeq names its product class V chitinase. Gene Ontology annotation, cellular component: extracellular region. Gene Ontology annotation, biological process: carbohydrate metabolic process; chitin catabolic process. The record is from RefSeq and is a predicted model, not a curated record. NCBI's taxonomy places the organism in Eukaryota, Viridiplantae, Streptophyta, Magnoliopsida, Fabales, Fabaceae. Gene Ontology annotation, molecular function: chitinase activity; chitin binding.